Messenger RNA from Aspergillus ochraceoroseus IBT 24754, 351 nucleotides. RefSeq lists its product as uncharacterized. The transcript is spliced from 2 exons. Bases 1 to 351 code for a protein of 116 amino acids. The record is from RefSeq and is a predicted model, not a curated record. Lineage: Eukaryota; Fungi; Ascomycota; Eurotiomycetes; Eurotiales; Aspergillaceae.
AUGGCGUCUCUCGUGGACACGGAACAGGUCAUACACCAGGCUCUGGAGCGAUUCCGGACCCGGAUGGCCGUGGCAAACCGCAAGUUCAUGCAGGACCCCAUCGAUGAGAUCGAAGCCCGGGGCCUGGCGACCGAACGCGCCAAAUUCCGCAAGAUGAUGGACUACCGCCAUUUCGACGACAUGAUCAAUGAGAAUGCGGCGCUGUCCGAGCAUGGCGACGCCCGCGAGCUGUUCCUAGAUACCCUCCAGCACGUCUUCCAGCGGCAGGCCGAGGCAUGGGUGGCUGAGGACGGGCGGGAGGCGCCCGGGCGCACCAGAAUCUGGAGAAAGACCUGGCGGGGGACGGGGUGA